Messenger RNA from Knipowitschia caucasica, 1740 nucleotides. Lineage: Eukaryota; Metazoa; Chordata; Actinopteri; Gobiiformes; Gobiidae. The record is from the annotation of a GenBank genome assembly.
AUGAAGCUGGAGGCAGUGGACCCGGCUGCUCCCAUCUCAGUGCGACCUGCCUCCGUCACCAAGGUUUGUAAUGAUCAGUAUUUUGUGGUGACGAUGGACGAUCUCUGUGGGAUGGAAGACUCGGAGAGUCCUGGUCGGUCCUUCCUGUGCCACAGACUCAGUCCCGGACUCUUUCCGGCUCAAUGGAGCCUGAAGAACGGACUCACGCUCUGCCCUCCGCCAGGACACCAGGGGCCAGACUUCGACUGGGCAGACUAUCUGAAACAAUGUGGGGCCGAGGCGGCGCCGGAACACUGCUUUCCCACAGUGCAGAGUGAACACAGUUUUAAAGAAGGAAUGAAGCUGGAGGCCGUAAACCUUCUGUCGCCGGAGAACAUCCAUGUGGCGACUGUGACCAGGGUCAAAGGGCAGUACCUCUGGCUCAGUCUGGAAGGACUCAAAACGCCGAUGCCUGAGCUGAUUGUUCACGUGGACUCUCUGGACAUCUUCCCCGUCAGCUGGUGUGAGACCAACGGGUAUCCUCUCGUCCAUGCCAUCAAGCCCCCAGUUGAAAAAGAGAGAAAGGUGGCAGUGGUUCAGCCAGAGAAGCAAAUUCCACCAAAGUCGUCUUCACCCAAUGAUGUCAAACCACAAACAACCACUCAGCCUGAACCCGGACAGAGUCACGGCAGAUACUACUGUCCAAAGAUCUACUUCAAUCACCGCUGCUUCUCUGGGCCGUACCUGAACAAGGGCCGCAUCGCCGAGCUGCCGCAGUUCAUCGGGCCCGGGAACUGUAUUCUGGUUCUGAAGGAGGUGUUGACUUUGCUCAUAAACUCUGCGUACAAACCGAGCAGAGUUCUGCGAGAGCUGCAGCUGGACCAGGAGAGCCGCUGGCAGGGCCACGGAGAGACGCUCAAGGCCAAGUACAAAGGCAAGAGCUACAGAGCCACAGUGGAAAUAGUGCGCACAGCGGACAGAGUGGCUGAUUUCUGCAAAAAAACAUGUAUCAAGCUGGAGUGCUGCCCAAACCUGUUUGGACCUCGCAUGGUUCUGGAGCGCUGCUCGGAGAACUGCUCCGUGCUCACAAAGACCAAAUACACUUAUUACUACGGAAAGAAGAAGAGUAAACGGGUCGGCCGUCCUCCUGGAGGUCACUCCAAUCUGGAGCCCGGAGCGAGACCGAGAGGACGAAGGAGGAAGAGGAGGAAGCAGCUGUUUGUGCAUAAGAAGAGACGCUCUUCAGCAUCUGUGGAUAACACCCCUGCUGGAUCUCCACAGGGAAGUGGAGAGGAAGAGGAUCUUGAUGAAGAUGAUUCUUUGAGUGAUGACUCUGGUUCAGAGUUUCAGGAUGACUCGGAGCAGUCCGUUGGUAAAUCUCAGCCAACGACUCCGUCUCCAUCUCCACCGACAACGCCACGGCCCACACGGCGCCGCAGGAAACCCCGCUCUCCAUCUUUCUCUGACGAUGAGAACCACCCUCCGUCUCCAAAGGCUGCAAAGACUGAGCCUCCUCAGAAGCUGUGUCUGGACCACAGCCCUCUGGACUGGAGCGUCUCUGAUGUGGUCCGCUUCAUCAGGACCACGGACUGUGCUCCACUGGCCCGGAUCUUCAUGGACCAGGAGAUCGACGGCCAGGCGCUGCUGCUGCUGAACCUGCCCACGGUGCAGGAGUGCAUGGAUCUGAAGCUGGGACCAGCCGGCAGUAGGCCAGGUGAAUGUCGCAGUAAGAGAAUGACACCAUCCUGUCUCCUGCUGUGA